Molecule: messenger RNA, 3057 nt
Organism: Plasmodium berghei ANKA
Lineage: Eukaryota; Apicomplexa; Aconoidasida; Haemosporida; Plasmodiidae
Product: inositol polyphosphate multikinase, putative
Exons: 1
Coding region: 1-3057 (1018 amino acids)
Biological process (GO): inositol phosphate biosynthetic process
Cellular component (GO): nucleus; cytoplasm
Molecular function (GO): inositol-1,4,5-trisphosphate 3-kinase activity; inositol tetrakisphosphate kinase activity
Source: RefSeq, a predicted model, not a curated record
AUGGGCAAAAAGGAUAAACUAACUUCUGGUAAACUCCAGAAGGAAAGAAACAUGUACUUAAGCAAUUUUCCGAAUUAUAAUAAUAAUGAUAAACAUGAUGGAAAUAUAUAUAAUUAUAUAAAAAAAAAUGUACCUAGUAGUAUGUUAAAUUGUAAACUUAAUAAAAAUUGCAUAAAAAAUAAUAAAGAUAAUAUUCUUAACUUAUAUAGUGAUAUACACGCAAAUGAUAAAAAUAAAAUUUUCAAUUUCCCAACAACAAAGUUUGAUUAUUUGUUUAUUGAUAUGCCUAAGGAUGGCAAUGAUGACAAUAGGAAUGGAUCGAUAAGUCAAAACAUUGAAUCUCGAAUCAGUAAUUAUUCAUCAGUCAAUAAAAGUAAAUACCUUGAAAGUGAUAAUGCACCCAUUUAUUUAAACACAUUAAAUAACGGUGCAUUAAAAGAUAAAAUAAAUGAUAAUAAUAGCAAGCAAAUGAUUAAUGAGGAAUUAGAAAAUGGAAAUAAAUAUGAUUUGUUUUAUGAUGAUAUUAAAGGAGGUAAAUAUGAUACAUUAUGUAGUCAUGAAAAAAAAAAUGAACAAAAUUCUGAAACCGAUUGGGAUCCUUAUUUAAAUGAUGGAAGUAACAUAGUAACAUCUAGCGACAUAAUUAGUAGUAUUGAAAGUAAUGUAGACACCUUAACUAAUAGUAUAGGUCUAAAUAUCGAUUUACUUAAUUAUGAUAAUGAAGAAAAUAAUAUCACAGAAAUACAUACUAACUCAAAAGAUACAAAAAAAGGAAAUAUGACUAUGUCAUAUGAUUCUGAAAAUUUGUGUGUAAAUAAUAUUGUAAAGGAAUAUGAAUCAAUUUCAUCUAUAAAUAAUAUUGGAAAUUGUUUUAAUAUAUAUGCUGAUGAAAAUGAAAACACCUUCAAAGAACAUAAUAAUAACAAUAAUAACAAUAAUAAUAAUAAUAAUAAUAAUAAUAAUAAUAAUAAUAAUAAUAGUAAUAGUAGUAAUAAUAAUAAUAAUAACAAUAAUAGCAAUAAUAACAAUAAUAAUAAUAAAAUAUUAUACAAUCUUGCUGGUUUUAAACUUACAGGAACAUCAAUUAUGUUAACUGACAAAAAUGAAAAAUAUAUAUAUAAGAUAAUUCCUUUUUUUAAAAAUGGAGAAUCGAAAUUUUAUAUGAAUGCAGUUCGUUCAUAUAACAAAGUGUAUGGAACUUUUCGAAAUGAAAAAACACAAUUUUAUAGUGAUAUAAAUUAUGCUUUUUAUGCUAAUUUAUUAGAAAAAAGUAAUGCAAAAAUGGGCAAAAAUAUAUUUAGGGGCAUUCAAGAUACUAAUGAAAUCCCAAAUAACAAUUUUGAAAAAAAUAUAAAUACCAUAAAUUUUUAUGAUAAAUCAAAAAAAAUCAGAAUAAAACAUGACAACACUGUUAACACUAAAUGUAUAAGUGAUAGUAUUGAGAAAAGCCAUUCAUUUUUGCGAAAAUUUAGUAUCCCUUAUGCUAAUGGUGAAAAAUGCAAGCAAGAUUUUCAUGACUAUUUCACUACGAAAAAUGAACCUCUCGAAAGGUUGAAUGAUAUAAAGCAGGUAGAAAUCGAAAAUGAUGAAACAAAAAAUAACAAUAUAUUGGCAUUUUUAAUUAAAGAAAAGAUAAUACCCAAAUCUUAUGAUAUAGUUCCUGUUUAUCAAUGUAGAGAAAAUAAAGUUGAUUCUGAAAUAAAUAAUAAAGAGACUAACGGAUAUUUUUGUAAUAAUCAUGAAAUUGAAAUGGAUAUAAACCAGGGUUCCAUUUCAAAUGAAUAUAGAGGUGGAAUACAAAAUGAGUUAUCGAAAAAUAUUGAUGAAGGAAUUAAUUGUGAAAAAAUAGAGACGAAUAUAAUAAGUAAGAAUUGCAAUUUUGAAAAUAAUAUAUCUAAAUCUAAUAAUAUAAAAUUAACAAAUGAAAUAUGUUAUGAAAAGGAACAAUCCAAUUCACCAAUUUUAAGUAAUACUUCUGAAAAAUGGAAAAUUUUUAUGUGUAAUGAAAAUAAAAUAUUAGAUAAUAGUGAAAUGGGACGAAUACAUCUUGCAUUGAAACUAAAAAGAAUAUGUAGUAAAAUAAAAUAUGGCGAUCAACAUUUAUUGGAUUUAAAGUUAGGAUAUAACAGCAUAAAAGAUAAUGAUAUAUUUUUUAAUAAAGAACUAUUAAAAGAAAGUGAAUCGAUAGAUUGGAAUGACAGAGAAAAUUAUAUUAAAAAAUGGUCCAAAAUAAAAAAAAAUAUAAGAAAGAUAUAUAAAAAUAAUAGUGAUAAAUAUAUAAUACAAAUUACACCAAAAGAUUUAAAUUUACCUGAACAAUUUUAUAAAUAUAAUAAUAAUGAAAUAUAUUGCUUAUUGAAAUCAUGGAAGCAAGAAAUGAGUUCGUUAAAGACAACGCAAAAAACCUUGGGUUUUCGUAUAUGUGCAUUUAUUUAUUAUAUUAAAUAUUCUAACCUUUUAACAACUGACGAAAUCAACAAUUUAUAUAAUAAGAUUUUAAACAAUUAUACUGACAAUAAUAAUGAUGACAGCAGUGCAUUCCAAAACACAUGUAGUACCAUUAUUCAGAAUGGGCAAUUAGAAAAAUGUAAUGAAAAAAAAAUUGAGAUAAAUGAGUGUUAUGACAAAUUAAAUAAUGUUUUAAAAAUAAGUAGAGAAUCCGGAAUGAGAUUAAAUGACGAAUUUGUUUUAUAUUUUCUCGAAAUUUUUUUAAAAAAUAUUGCUAACAUUAUAUUACCAAAAUUGGUUAAAUUAAAAAUAUGGCUAGAAAAUCAAUCUUUAUAUACAUUUUGUUCGACAUCCAUAUUAAUUAUUUACGAUAAAAACAACCCUUUAUCUUGUGACAUGAGAUGGAUUGAUUUUACAUAUUCUUUUGAGAUUUUUAAUUAUUUUAAAAAUAAUAACCCAAUAAAUAAAAAAUUUAACUUAGAUAUUAUUUUCGGUAUAAAUAACUUAAUAAAAAUAUGCAAAAAUAUAAUUGUUAAUAAAAAUAUUCCAAUUCCCAUUUCUUCAAAUAAUCAGAAAGAAAAAAAAUGUGUGUAUAGGUCUGCAUGUUAG